Molecule: messenger RNA, 3429 nt
Organism: Leishmania braziliensis MHOM/BR/75/M2904
Lineage: Eukaryota; Euglenozoa; Kinetoplastea; Trypanosomatida; Trypanosomatidae
Exons: 1
Coding region: 1-3429 (1142 amino acids)
Molecular function (GO): protein binding
Source: RefSeq, a predicted model, not a curated record
AUGGAGUACAUUUUUGAUCAAAUGGUGCGUGGCUCUCCCAUGCAGCAGCUCAAUUUCAAAGGCGUUGAGACACCAGAGUACACAAUCAUGUGCGCACAAGCGCCAGAUGCGGCAAAGCGUGUUGCCAUUCUGCAGAAUCGACUCCAAACAUCAACGGAGAGUAGCGCUGCGCAGAACGUCACCCUGCUGCUGAGGACGUGCGUGAGCUCGCAGCUAUCGCCAGAUGAGGUGGAGGAGAUUGUGGAAAACGUGGUUGGCAUCGCGCGGCAGCACGCCAACUGGCCCGAGUUUUCUCGCUGGGUGUGCGCGCUCAUUCAUCACUACUGCACAGACGAUUUUACGGUGUCUCUCUUCUCCGAAUUUGAGGUGCCGAAGGUCGCCGUGGAUGCCCUGCGCAACAAUCCACACGACUGCAGGAGUGUCCUGGCAGCUGUUACUCUCCUAUCGCACUUCAACCUGUACAACAUUGGGGACGGUAUCACGCAGCUUACGAACGCGCUGCAGAACCACUGCAGUGACGCCACCAUUGUGCGCAUUGUGACCCGCACACUGGCAGAGUUCACUUCCUACUACAAGGAGCUUCCUGAUCGAUUCCUGUCUGUAAGUCAGGAGUUUGUCGACGCAAAAGGCGUCACUGCACUGGAGGGAGUUCUACACGAGCACAUUAGCGACGAGGAAAUCACCACGUACGUCGCACGCAUCACUGCAAACGUCACCAGCUCUGGGGCGGCGAACAUGGUCGACGCCGAUUCUCCUGCCAUGAUGUACUUGGCCGACGCGCUGGCUCGGUAUCAGCAGUCUGAAAUGCUGUGCGGUCACGUGUUGCGUGUGUUCAGCAACCUUCCGCGGUCUCAGUAUAUUGACUGGGAUUGUGUAUCGUCGCUUUUCAACAACACCAAGUCGGAGCUGGUUGUCCUCGAAUGCAUUCACUUUCUGUGCGGUGUCGCUAUCAACGCGAAAGAGAUGAAGGCGAAGAUUUACACCACCGGGUGUGUACCGCGCGUGCUGGAGAUGAUGCGCAUGUACCAAAGCAACUCCGCGAUUCAAGAGGAGGUAUGCAGUCUCCUCUCGUACCUCUCGUUCGACUCUGAGACAAUCACGGCGAGCAUCACAGAGUCGGGAGGCUUGGUGCUGGUUCUGAAUGCCAUGCGAAGGUUCCCAGACAAUGAGGAAUUACUCAUGUCUGCAUGUGCCGCGCUGUCUGGACUGACGUUCAACAAUCAGACCGGUCAGCAGGUUAUUGUGGAGAAUGGGGGUGUCGCGCUGAUUCUGGACUCCAUGCGCCGCGGUAAAAAGUCGCGACUGCAGGAAAACGGAUGCCUCGCGAUUGGCACUAUGUGCUGGAACAGCGAUCUAAAGGCGGAUGUGGUGCGGCUAGAAGGGAUACAGGUAAUUAUGAAGGCCCUAGAGGAGCACUACACAAGCCCUGGCCUCGUUAAGAACGCGUGUCGUGCUCUUGCGCAAGUUGCAUUCAACUGCGAGCGCUACCGUGAUGAGAUGAGCGCCAAAGGGGUAAUCCCCUUUAUCAUUCGUGGGAUGGCACAGCAUCCGAACUACGACCGCGCGCAAAUGCAUGGCUGCGUGGCACUGUCGUACCUCUCCUGGACGAACGAGCACAACGCCGCUCAGAUCACAGCGAAUAACGGGUACAAGGUCAUUGUGGAUGCAAUGCGUAACCACCCUAACAACCAUGAGGUGCAGGAGCAUGCGUGUCGUGCGCUGGCCAACAUAAGCAACGUCUCCUCGGCGGAUUCUGUAGCGGCGUUGGAGCAGAUUGUCGCCGCCAUGCGCCGGCAUGAGAACAUCAGCGAGGUGCAGGAGGAGGCGUGCCGCGCAAUUGUGACGCUGUCCCUCGUCUCGCCAUUGAACAAGGACAGGCUCUAUCAGCUUUUCGGAGCGGAUGCUGUAAUUGCAGCAAUGAAGCGCUUUCCGCAGAUUCAGCUGGUGCAGCAGGAAGCGUGCAACGCACUGGCUCACUUGGCGUACGAGCACACCGAUCUCAACCGUGCUGUGACCCGCCUUGGCGGUGUCUCGCUGCUACUGGUAGCCAUGCGCACCCACAAAUCAAGCCCCAAGGUGCAGCUCAACGCCUGUGGCGGCCUCAGCGCACUCGCGUUCGAUAACACAGUCGCACAGCAGCAAAUUUUUGAGCUGGGUGGUGUGCAAUGUGUCAUCCACGCCAUGGAUAAUUUUGAGCGACUCCGGAUGUUGGAGCUCGGGUGCUCUGUACUGGGGACGCUUGCGUGGAACACUGAAAUUAAGGAGCGGGUCGCCGUUGACGCGAUUCCAGAGAUUCUGAAGGCAAUGCGCGCACAUAGCAACAACGCUCUUUUGCAGAAGUCGACCUGCCGUGCCAUUUCCCAGUUCGCCUUCAACUCGGAGGGCAAUCGACAGCUACUUGCUGACUCUGGGGCGAUUCCGCUCAUCGUGAAAGCAAUGCAGACACAUUUGACAACGGAGAAGUUAAUUGUACACGCACUCAAAGCUCUCACCUAUCUCUGUUGGGAAAACACACAGGUGGCUGAGACAAUCAUUAACGAGCGUGUCGAAGAGGUCCUGCAGCGCAUCGUCGAGCACUACGAGCAGACGCACCGAGUUUACAACGAGGCUGUGCACCUCUCCAAGAUUCUCUUUCGUAAGACGACUGGGAGCCCGAGCCCGACUUUGCGAAUUGUGUCUCCUCCUAUUGUGUCACCAAUACCGAUACAGCAAACGCCGGGGCUGCGCCUUGAGACUCCAGCGCCUCCCAGCCCGCCUCCACAGGAGGCACCGGAGGACCAUUUCUAUUUGGCGCCAUUGGACAGACUGCAGGAAGCGCCAUACGAAGACCACGUCCAGCGUCGCGAUGUCCCUGCACACGACGACCGCGGGGGCCCAAGGAGCAGUAGAGGUGGUGGUCGCGGUCGCGGCGGAGCUCGUCGACGCGGAGGACACUCAACCCGCAGUGGUGGUGGUGGUGGUGGUGGUAGUGAGCGGAGCGGGGAGAGAGGGGGUGACAGAGGCGGUCGUCGCGGUGGAAGCGGGGGGGAUGCUGUUGCCGGAGCCGGUGGAAACGGAGGUCGUGGGCGCGGUGGCGGUGAGCAUCAUGAGGACGCGAUGGAGAAGAUGCUGGACGCACGGUUCGGGCGUCGUCCAAACUACCGCAGACGCGACGAUGGACGUAGUGCACCCAGAGAUGCGACCGAUCUAUGGGAUGACCCGGACCCGGACUCGUUCCACGGAAAUCGCCACUUGGGGCAGAUGAACUGGCAGCAGGCUGAGUUGACAGCGUCCCUCAACACCGACAUAGCUAUCCACGACACGCUGGAGGCAGCCAGGCGGGGAGGCGUCGUGGACCGCAACUCUCAGCGCACCGGCAGAGGUGGUUUGAGGCGCUACAGCGGCUACCGCGGCCGUGGUCGUGGCCGCGGUGCUCCGGCAAGUCAGUGA